UAGCGCUCCUUUUCACCUCUAAAAGCUAACCCCUAAACUUAUCUCUCUUGCAGGGAAGAUCUGGAGAACGCCGUGCUCUUUCUCCAACAAAAGAAUUUUUGGAGCUGUAGAAUCUAAGCAUGAGAUUAAUACAGUUUGGAAGACUUGAAGGGCUCAUGGAGUCCCUCAUUUCUAUUUCUCGAUGCCAAUAAAUGCCCUUGCUUUGCAGUUCUUGUGGUUUUGCAUGGAACUGGUGUCUUGAUGUCAAGCAUAAUGUUUCAUGGCAUGGGAAUGUUUAAGCAUUUGCUUGGGUUUAAAGGAUUGUCCUUUAAAAAUAUUUCUACCGCUGUUGCAGGAUUGAACCUGAAAACCUGUCGUUGCACCUCACUUUAUACAACUACAUGCCGUUCUUGUAUCCAUUCAUCUGCAGAUUGUUUGCUAGAUGUUCAUUCUCCAGAACAAGAAAUAGCGAUUGCUUUAGGCAGCAAUGUAGGUGACAGAAUACAAAAUUUCAAUGAAGCCCUAUGUUUGAUGAAGAAAUCAGGCAUAAACAUCACUAGGCACAGCUGCUUAUAUGAGACAGAGCCUGCUUAUGUCACAGAUCAACCCCUUUUUCUAAAUUCUGCGAUUAGAGGUACUACCAAACUAGGACCCCAUGAAUUACUGAAAGUACUUAAGCAAAUCGAGAAGGAUCUGGGCCGUACUGAGGGAAUAAGAUAUGGUCCAAGACCAAUUGACCUAGACAUUCUUUUUUACGGGAAGCUCAAGAUCGAGUCUGAGGCUCUUACCGUGCCUCAUGAGCGCAUUUGGGAGAGGCCAUUUGUAGUGGCUCCUCUUGUGGAUUUGUUGGGAUCAUCAAUUGAUAGUGAUACUGUAACAAGUUGGCAUUCUUUUUCAAGAAAAAGUGGCGGCCUAUUUGAAUUAUGGGAGAACCUUGGUGGUGAAUCCUCAAUUGGAAGGGAUGGAUUAAGAAGAGUUUUACCAAUAGGAAGCGUCCUAUGGGACUGGUCAAAGAGAACCCAUGUCAUGGGUGUACUCAAUCUGACACCUGACAGUUUUAGUGAUGGAGGGAAGUUUCAAGCAGUGGAAGCUGCAGUCUCUCAGGUCAAGUUGUUGAUCUCGGAAGGGGCUGAUAUUAUUGAUAUUGGUGCCCAAUCCAGUCGCCCAUUUGCAAGUAGGCUGUCUGCUGAUGAAGAACUUCAGAGGCUGAUUCCUGUAUUGGAAGCAAUCGUACAAAUUCCUGAGGUAAAAGGGAAGUUAUUAUCAGUGGAUACCUUCAAUGCAGAUGUUGCGUCCGAGGCGGUGAAGAGAGGGGUUCAUAUUGUUAAUGAUGUCUCUGGAGGACAGCUUGACCCUAAAAUCCUUACUGUAGUAGGAGAACUUGGUGUGCCUUAUGUUGUGAUGCACAUGAGAGGAGAUCCAACUACAAUGCAAAGUAAUGAAAAUUUACAGUAUGAAGAUGUUUGCAAGCAAGUAGCUUCUGAGCUUUAUGCAAGGAUGAAUGAAGCAGAAUUGUCAGGGAUCCCAUUGUGGAGAAUAAUCAUUGACCCCGGUGUUGGGUUUUCAAAGAAAACCGACCAGAACUUGGAACUUCUUAUGGGCCUGCCGUCCAUCCGAAGAGAGAUAGGAAAAAAGAGCUUGGCUGCUUCAUAUGCACCAAUCUUGGUUGGACCCUCCAGAAAAAGAUUUCUCGGAGAGAUAUGUGAUCGUACAAAUCCUGUUGAGAGAGAUCCUGCCACCAUUGCUGCUGUCACAGCAGGGAUUUUGGGUGGUGCUAAUAUCAUUAGAGUGCACAAUGUUCGCUAUAGUUUGGAUGCUGCGAAGGUCUGUGAUGCGCUGCUUAAACAAAGAAAAACCAGUGGGAUGCAUGUUUAGAAAGAGAAAUAUUCAACCUAAAUACCAUAUCGGAUUGAGGAUUCUAAUGUAAGAGUAGCAAUGAGCAUACAGCGUAUUGAGGUUGCAAAUAAUAGUUACCUUAACGGGACAAUAUGAGUUCGAAGUUCUAAGAACUCACCCAGGAGACCCUCUGAUAAAUUUGGUGUAUGAUAGUUUGAUCAGGGUUAUGCACUAAUGAUGAAAAUGGAUAGUUUCUCCUGUUGCUUGUCCUGUUGGGGGAGUCGGCACCCUGCACCUCGGAUGGCCGACCGGAGUAAGUGAUUGUCUAGUGCUCACAGUGGCGGCCUGCUUUGGUGGUUUUUGCUUAACAUGGAGAUAAUUAUUGUUGUUUGGAAGUAUCAUUUCUGGUCUUUUGAUUCUAUAUUUCCUUUUUACUUAAUUAUUCCAUUUUUACAAAGACAAGAAUUGUUUUGCCUCAUAACAUUAUUCUGGGACCUGCUUCCAAUUCUUUAACUGGACUUUAUUGCAUCAAUUGUUCUAAUGGUCCUCA
Messenger RNA from Phoenix dactylifera (date palm), 2365 nucleotides. RefSeq names its product folate synthesis bifunctional protein, mitochondrial. Lineage: Eukaryota; Viridiplantae; Streptophyta; Magnoliopsida; Arecales; Arecaceae. Gene Ontology annotation, biological process: tetrahydrofolate biosynthetic process. The record is from RefSeq and is a predicted model, not a curated record. Gene Ontology annotation, molecular function: 2-amino-4-hydroxy-6-hydroxymethyldihydropteridine diphosphokinase activity; dihydropteroate synthase activity.